This is a messenger RNA of Lingula anatina, 1040 nucleotides long. Its product is annotated as sarcoplasmic calcium-binding protein-like. Lineage: Eukaryota; Metazoa; Brachiopoda; Lingulata; Lingulida; Lingulidae. Gene Ontology annotation, molecular function: calcium ion binding. The record is from RefSeq and is a predicted model, not a curated record.
CAUUGGGGUGGAUAGAACCCUGUGCAUUUUAAAUUCUCUAGCACGUCUCAUUUCUCCACAAACACCAUGUCUAGGAUUAUCAUAGCUUUCCGAGGAAUAGCCAGAGUCUUACAACCAACAGAAAGCAGAUUAACAAUACGUUUCCAACCAGUGAGGAGAUUGCAGGUUAUUUACUCUUCACAAACAUGGAUUACCCGCAAUGGUCUUGGCCUGGGAUCGCAGAGAUUUUCCCAACCCAAGCGAGAGGUGGUGAACCGACCUUUGGGAUUAAAAAAGAUGCCCGUUGAGUAUCCACCGCUAACCGGCUCGGAACACUGGACACGCAAAAUGCGCACCGUAUUCAGGGCCUUAGAUUCUAACAAUGAUGGACGUCUUUCCAGCGAAGACAUGAUUUUGAGUGGGAAGCGCGCAGCACAAUAUCUGGGUCUAAAUGAGGACCAAACUGAAGCUAUUGUAAAACUUCGCUUACAUAUCUGUAAGACAGCGAUCGAAAAGAACCCAAAAGGUGAAAUGGCCGAAGAGGUAUCAUUCGAUGCGUUUAUACAGAAUCGUAUCCUGGCCUUCAACGACAUGAAAGCCCGACAAGAGCUGUUCUCUCGAGUCAUUCCCGUGGAAUUCAACACCAUGGAUACAGAUGGUGAUGGAAAGAUUUCUCCCAAGGAACACGCUGCUUAUUUCCAUAGCUUAAACAUCCCCACGGAGCACUCGAAGAAGAUCUUCGAUGUCAUGGACACCAACAAAAAUGGCUACAUCUCCGUUAAAGAGUUCGGUGAGGGGCAUCUCGAUUUUUGGCUGGGGGAAGACCCAAACAGCAAAUACAAUGAGUUCCUCGGUCCUUUGGUUGACUGAAUAUAACAAUGAUUUAAUAACCACUAAAAAUGAAUAAGAGUUAAAUACAAACAAAGUCGAUUUCAAAGAAAACAUACGGUAACAAUAGGCUUUAUGGUGAAGCUAUAUUGACACACGUCAAUCACGUGACAGCGCAGACAAAAUUACGGCAAAUGUAAAAAUUAAAAAUGCGUUCCAUACUAACCCCUAUU